Molecule: messenger RNA, 1024 nt
Organism: Xenopus laevis (African clawed frog)
Lineage: Eukaryota; Metazoa; Chordata; Amphibia; Anura; Pipidae
Exons: 3
Coding region: 59-724 (221 amino acids)
Source: RefSeq, a predicted model, not a curated record
UUGCUGGGCAGAGAAGUGAAAGCAGACACAGAACAAUGCACUAGGGACUCUCCUGGGGAUGUGUUUCCAUGCAGCCAUAGUAACACAAGAUGGUUUGUGUUUGUGCUUUGGAAUGUGCACUGAGCACUCAUUAGCAAGCAGGUACAACAACAGCAGCAGCAGCAAGGUACCAACAAUCACACUGUAUCAGAGAAGUGCUAUGGCAGAACCCGCUCCAGCUCACAGAAGAGUCACAUCAUGUUUAUUAAGCAGAUUUGCACCCUCUCCAUCUCUGGCUGAACUGCAGGUGAAGGAGAAGCAUUUUAUUCUGGAUUGCGUGGCAGUGGAACGGAUUUCCAGGGACUAUAGCUGCUCCCUGCCAAAGCUCGGCUCCGUCAUCCCUGCUUACAAUGCUCAGAAGGAUUCCCAUGUCAAAGCCUACUUUCGAAGCCGGCCGGUCCCUCCGCUGUUGAAAAGGACAGGGCAGUCACACGGAGGGACGUCUACCUAUGGGGAACUGGCUGAUCGCUUCCAGUACAAAGGAGCUGCCGCUCUUUAUCUGCUCACCAGGAAUAAUGCAGGGGCGGGCCAUUCUCCUGAGCACAAUAGAGGCCACGGCUUCUUCCUUUCUUCUGUUAAACCCGUGUUUGGAUACAAUGGAGAAUUCGGCUACAGAAGAAACACGCCCUCCCUCCGACGAAUGCCCUCCCCGUUUGGCACCGUUACCCGCUCCCCGCUAUAUUGAUUCUUUACACAUAAUUGUUACAGCAAAAUGUCUUCUCCACAUAAUGCAUAUGGUUCACUUUUACAUAGGCUGUGCUUAUAGUGGGAAAGAGACAACAAGAAAUUCAUAAUCUCAUCUAAGAAGCUCUGUGUAGUCUUUGGUAUGAAAAGAUUGAGUUAAUAUCCUAAUGCUCUGCAUUUUAAUAUGUUAUAGGGCUAGAAACCUGACCAAACGUCCCUUUUUAUGUCUUUCUUAUUAGCACUGGGCGGUUUCUUGUUACUAAAUAUAUCCAGUUUACAUAAACUUUCUUUUUUAAACUGC